AGUGCAUAAGUUGUUGUAAAAGCAAAAAAAACAAAAGAAUUGCCACUUCUGUUAUUUCUAUUCUCAAACGUGCUUCAACUGGUAGUACAUAAGCUAGCUUCGAUAAGAUCUCAACUUGAUAGCAUCUUUGCCAUUACCUGAACAACCACUCGCUGUGCUUCAUAGUUGCUAAUGUUGCGUGUACGAAUAUAUAAAUGAUGCCACUGUUUAUCGAGCAAACAGUACAAACUUUGCAGUACAACUUGACGAAAAUAUCGGUCGCUACCGCUUAUCUGCCAUGGGACAAUUCUGUUAUUUCGCAAAGAUGAACCGUUUCUACGCCAUCGGCUUCGUGACUUUCGCCACCAUCAUCGUCACCACCAGUGCAUCGUCAGUUAAUAUUUGUGAAGGUGUGGCCGAUAACAUCUUUGUCACGGACAUUUCGAACUGCUCCAAUUAUUUUCUCUGCGUCAAGGGCCAACCGAUCUCACAGCAAUGUCGGGACAAUUUGUCCUUCAAUGCAGCUACACAAUCGUGUGUGGCAUCUAAAUCUGCCUGCUUGUCGUGUGACAAAAAUGUAUUGACGACGAUAGCAUUGAGCAAGACUUGCAACAAAUAUGUGCUCUGUUUCGCCGGUACUCCGCUAUUACAACAAUGCGCCGAUACUCUGCAUUUCAAUCCUAACUUGGGCGCCUGCGAUUUGGCCAAGAAUGUCGAUUGUGUUGCGAACUACUGCUCCAUUUACCAAAGUGCAGAUAAUAUUGUCUACGUACGCAGCCAGGCGGCGUGCGCAAAAUAUUUCAUUUGUAUGAAUGGCGAGCCACAAAAUAAAAUCUGCGUCAAUGGCUUGUACUUCAACACCGAUUGCAAUUGCUGCGAUUUACCUGCCAAGGCCAAUUGCACCAUAUCGAGCACCAAAUCACGCACGAUUCAAACGGCUGCUAUGCUCGCUCCUCGCAUGGUUGACAUUAAAUGUCCUGCUGAUGGCAUUCACUUUAUCGCUCAUCGUAACGCCAAUCAGUACUUCAUGUGCGUAAAUGGUAAGGGUGCUCUCAUGAGUUGCGCAGCUAGUCUGUACUUUGACAAAGAACGUGGCGUUUGCCGCCGUCAAGAAGACAUCCUCCGGAAGCAUUAGUUUUCUCAUCUUUUAAUAAAUCUAAUUGGUUACGUACAUACAUAUGCACCUAAGAGUAUUUAGUUG
Messenger RNA from Anastrepha ludens (Mexican fruit fly), 1180 nucleotides. RefSeq names its product peritrophin-44-like. Gene Ontology annotation, molecular function: chitin binding. The record is from RefSeq and is a predicted model, not a curated record. NCBI's taxonomy places the organism in Eukaryota, Metazoa, Arthropoda, Insecta, Diptera, Tephritidae. Bases 278 to 1114 code for a protein of 278 amino acids. Gene Ontology annotation, cellular component: extracellular region. The transcript is spliced from 4 exons.